AUGAGUAGAAAAGGAGUUACAACCAAAAGAGUGAAGACUGUCCAGACGGCUCUAUCGAGAAUCAGCGCCCAACCGCGCAGUCCGGCUGGCCGAGAAACUAUUGUUUCCGCUCGGCCAAAGUCAAUCCGGCCGAUCACAAUCACGACCCGGGAAACAUUGCCCGCGGUCGGCCAAGCACAACCUCACGCCACGCCGCGCACGACCAUGCCGCGCGAGCCGGGAACAAGCCUCGCGGCCGCGCAACCCCUCGCGUACCACGGCCGAUGCAUCCGUCCGAGCCGGGAAAGAACGUCCCACGUCCGGCCGAGAAACAUCGGCCAAAUCUUCACGCCGGCCGACCGUGAAUCCAUCCGGCCACGACCGUUCCGACUCGGCCACGACCCGAUGUCCGGCCGAUCGUCCCGACCGACCGUCCCAACGCCGCGGUCGACCCGAAGCCCGUUUUGA
Messenger RNA from Microthlaspi erraticum, 447 nucleotides. The record is from the annotation of a GenBank genome assembly. NCBI's taxonomy places the organism in Eukaryota, Viridiplantae, Streptophyta, Magnoliopsida, Brassicales, Brassicaceae.